This is a messenger RNA of Dentiscutata heterogama, 1341 nucleotides long. NCBI's taxonomy places the organism in Eukaryota, Fungi, Glomeromycota, Glomeromycetes, Diversisporales, Gigasporaceae. The record is from the annotation of a GenBank genome assembly.
AUGGAAGACUUAAAUGAUAAUUUCGUGUUUAAUAAUUUCAUGUCUAAUAAUUCUGUGUCUAAUAAUUCUAUGUCUAAUAACUCUGUGUCUAAUAAUUUCAUAUCGAAUAAUUUAACAAAUUCUGAUAACUCUGUGUCUAACACCUGUAGUAGUAAUAGUCUAUAUUGUACUAAAGAUCAUUGGAAUAUGAUAUUGAAUAAUAAUAAUAAAGCCUGGAAGUGUUGUCAUUGUCAAGAAAAAAUAUAUAAAUUUAAUACAAAUAGAACUUAUCUAAAGCAGCAUACAACAUCUUGCUCUUAUUCUCCUAUAUGUGAAUCUCGGAAUAAUAAAUCUAGACUCAUUAAACCAAUUAUGAAAGAUAAAAUGGAUAACUCAAUUAUUGAUUUGGUUGUUGGAACUGGAAUUUUAUUUAACAUCUUUGAUAAUUCACUAUUUCAUAAUAUGGUAAAAAAACUUUAUAGUGUAGCCGAUUCAUAUAAAAUCUCACACUUAACUACAAUAUCGCAGCAUCUAUCUGGAAAUAUAUUUAGUAAAAGAUUAGAGUUCAUAAAAAAUAUAUUAAUAAAAACUUCAGGUCAAAUUUCAUUAAUGUGUGAUAGGUGGCAUUUGACAGUUCACAGAUGUCACUAUACUGUAGUAACUGGAUCCUGGAUAAGUGAUGACUGGCAACAAAAUUGUUCAAAUUCUAUAUCCAAUGCUAUAAAAGUAAUAUUAGAGAUUUCACAGCAUCUCAAAAAGAUUAAUAUUAAUAAUAUGACUUAUUUAAUAAUAAAAAAAUUUGAAAAGUAUUGGAAUAAAAUAAUUAAUCAUAUUAUAAUCACACAUAUACUUGAUCCUAGAUACAAAUUCGAAUAUUUAAAAGCAACAUUAAUAGAAGUUAGAGAGUAUAGUGAUAAAGACGCUGAUCAAUUUAUUGAUAAUAUUAGACAAAAGAUUAUCUUAUAUAGGAGAAAAUAUAUAAAUAUACAAUCACCUUCCACUAUCAACAGUAUUAAUGAAUCACCUCCUACUACCAAUAUUAUCAAUGAACUACUCCCCACCACUCAAUAUAAGCUAGAGUUAUACGAAAAAGAUCCUAUAGAAGAAGAAAAUAAUGGUGUUUUAAUUUGGAAUUCAUUAUCAAAAAAAAUUCCAAUUUUAAAUAGAAUAGCACACGAUUACCUCAGCAUUCAACCUUCAAACAUCACUAGUAAAAGGGCAUUUUUGAGAGCUGGGUUUACUAUUACAAAUGAUAGAGCAAAUUUGAGUGAGAAAACUGUUGCUAGUACAAUUCUUAUGCAUUCAUGGCUUUUAGAAAGCCAAAAUGAAUUUAGUCCCCUUAAUGCUCUUCCUAAAUCAUAA